Linum trigynum is the source of this 3218-nucleotide messenger RNA. The record is from the annotation of a GenBank genome assembly. Lineage: Eukaryota; Viridiplantae; Streptophyta; Magnoliopsida; Malpighiales; Linaceae.
GAUUCCUUCUGCCUCCCCCACGUCUUCUCCAUAAUAAACUACUGCAUUCUGCAUUUUUCUUUGCACGCUGCAUGUAUGGAACAGAGCCACGUAUAUGGAAAUGCAAAGGCUUGCAAUAAAGAAAUGGUUGGUUUGUCUUAUUUUGCAGCAGUCCCCCAGGAACAACUAAUGUGGCAUCUUAUUAGAGAUGCCUUGUGCCCUAUGCUGCUUACACAGCAAACACCAAGGCUCUGUUGACAUAGAAGAGAGAUGGGCAAAGAGCAUUUUAAAUGGGGGAAGCGAAAAGUAUGGAUCUUGGCCACCCUAUGACUCAUCCACUGCUUCAGAGCUCCAUGCCCAAUGAGUUGGGUGACUUGGUAGGCAAGGGACAUUGCAGAGACACAAUGCCGGUAAGUGUGGUGGAUGCAAGUUUGAAAUCAUAAGCUGAAUAAUAUCACAUUUGCACAUGGAAAGAUAAUGGCUUUGAUUCCUCUUGUCUCUUUGUGUCCCUUAGCCUGACUCACUACUCUCACCAUCUAUAUAAACAAGCUCUGGAUUCCAAGGAAGGCAUUGCAAACCAUCUCUCUUCAACUUAUAAACCCUUCCCCCAAUCUUCUCAUUUCAAGAAAAAAAAUGGCAGCAGCUUCUUUCCAUGCUCGCUCCAACAGUUUGCCUGCUAGAUCACACCCACUGGUCUCAGAAAUCGAUGAGCAAGUUUGCAGGUUGAGACAGUCUCAAGCUGCUUCCACAUCUUCAUCGUCGUCCAUAGGCCACAACUUGAACAGCCUUCAGGGUGUUUAUGAUUGUGUUGACCAGAUGUUCCAACUGCCAGCAACUCAACAAACCCUGAUCAAUGACCAGAAGAGCUUCAAUGAGCUGUUGGAUGGGUCUCUAAGGCUCUUGGACUUGUGCAGCACUGCCAAGGAUGGUUUGUCCCAGAUGAGAGAGUCUGUGGCUGAACUUCAAUCCGCUAUUCGCAGAAAGCAAGGAGGUUUGGAAGGAGAAACCAGAAGAUACCUGAAAUCUAGGAAGUCUGUUAUGAAAACAAUCCAUAAGGUCUUGAAAGGUGUGGAAAACAAGAAAUCCACUCCAUCCAACAACUUUGAGACGAUCUUCAUGCUAAAGGAAGCUGAAUCUGUUGUUGUUGAGGUUUUGGAGUGCUUGUUGACAUUCAUUUCUCAAUCAAGCUCAAAGCCAAGCAGCUGGUCAUUGAUUUCCAAGCUGAAAAAGGUCUCCCCGGCAAGUGAGAAUGAAUUUGCAGACGUGGAUGCCUCUUUGAAGAUGAACAAAUCUAGUGAGGAGGUCCAAGUUCACCUGAAGAACUUGCAGCCGUGCAUUCAAGAUCUUGAGGAAGGAGUUGAGAGCCUCUUUAGGCGCUUGAUCAAAACAAGAGCCUCCAUUCUCAAUAUCGACAAUCUGUAGUUACAUAGUCCAAACAAUAUUUGUACAAGUUGUAUAGAAAAAUUGAUACUCAAAUCUAUAAAUAUACAUGGUCCCCAAGUUCCCAGAAAUUUAUGUCUCUUUUGAUUCAUUGCUCUAUCUACCAGCCUGCAAUUUUUGUCCUUUUAAUUACCAUCUGGUUGUAGGACAAAAUAACUGGUAAAGUAGCUCAUGGGGUCAUUCAGAUAGGUCAGGUUAUUCAGAGCUGAUGAAAAUGAAAGAGGAACCACGAUCACAUGGAAGACUGACUACACCAGAUUAAAUAUUGCAGAAAUGAGUAAUCAUCACACGUCCAAAGGCAAUAAUGAACACGUUGAGAAGCCAUAUUAAGUGGAUCUUGCCUUCCAUUGGUAACGAACUCAUAUUAAACCAGAACAACCAUAAUCUUCUGCUAUUGUAAUUUCACUUUCACCAUUUCUACUUGUCUUUAGUUCUGCUAUUUGUCGGGAGACGAGCAAUGAUUCCAGACCAGGAAGCUAGAGUUCCUUCAGUUUCAAUAAAAUCUCCUUUUGAAGCACUACAAACAUAUAAGAACUGAACAGAACUGCCAAAAAUCUUGCCUUGGAUCCAAUAGAAGCUCAAAUUCAUGACGAACAACAAACUUGGCUCCGGAAAUAGCCAUAGUUGAACUGCAAUUAUCUGCAGUUAGCCACCUGUGAAUUACUGAUUAACACUUCAAAUCCAAUUGGCUCUCUUACAGCCAAAAUCAUUGAUUAAAUUAAUCAACCCCCAUGAUUGCUAAUUAUAUGGAUCCUCUCUCUCAUCUAUUGAUCUCAAAUGCACGAGUAUAUUUGGAUCUAACCAACUGAAUAUCUUCUCAGCGGUAUUAAUUGCAAUGUCUCCAGCCAACCCAGCAAUCCAGCUAAUUUGCCAACUUAUUCUAAUCCUGUUACACGAGUGGGUUGUGUUUGGAAUGAUAUGUAAAGAUCAAACAUGGAUGAAGCAAAAAUGGGUUUUGGAGAUUAGGAUUUUUUCUAAUCUAACCAACCACCAUUACUGUAUCUAUUUUUUAAUGCAAUCAAAGCCAUUGAUAUUACUGGGAACAUGUUAGUCUGUUGCUUCAAGUUAUUUACCUCGAGUUCCAUCAGUUUGCAGCAGCAUGGCUUAUAAGCUUUUCUCCCAAGACUUACAAACUGCCAAGUGAAAGUUACCUUCACUUCCAAUGAAUUGCUGCUUGCCACUGCUUUAUAUUUGAUGGUGAGAUUUGGAGAUCCCGUAGCUUAGGCAGCACGCAACUAGCUUAUCAUAUUUGAUUAACGCUGCAAAAGUGACAGCAGCUCUCUUACAUUGCAGAGGAAGCUAAGCUAAUCUCAUUUGGAUCCUCGUGUGAUGUAAUAUAAUAUUGGAUCUGCAGAUCCCCCACAAUCCAUUAGUGAUGAGAUUCCUUCUGCCUCCCCAACCCUCUCCUCCAUAAUAAACUACUGCAUGUAUGGAAAUAGAGCCACGUAUAUGUAAAUGAGAGUGCUUACAAUAAAGAAAUUGUUGGAUUGUCUGAUUCUGCAGCUGUCCCUGAAGAACAACUAAUGUGGCAGCUUAUUAGAGAUGCCUUGUGCCAUAUGCUGCUUACACAGCAAAACCAGGGUUCUGCUAACAUAGAAGAGAGAUGGGCAAUACAUAUUUUAAAUGGGGAAGGGAAAAGUAUGGAUCUUGGCCACCCUAUGACUCAUCCACUGCUUCAAAGCUCCAUGCCCAAUGAGUUGGGUGACUUGGUAGGCAAGGGACAUUGCAGAGACACAAUGCCGGUAAGUGUGGUGGAUGCAAGUUUGAAAUCAUAAGCUGAAUAAUAUCACAUUUGCACA